AUGGGGAACCUGUGUUGCUGCAUUCAAGGUGACUCGAAGAAGCCUUCCAAAAAGCGUGUGAAAAGGGAGCCCUACUCUACUACCAAGGUGACUUCAGGGAGCACAUUCAAUGAGAAUACAAGAAGAUAUGCUGUGCACACCAACCAGUGUCGGAGACCUCAUGGCUCCCCGGUAAAGAAGAAGAUGUACCCACAAGAAGAUGACUUCCAUCAUACAAUCUUCAGCAACCUUGAAAGAUUGGACAAGCUUCAGCCCACUCUUGAAGCCUCUGAGGAGUCUCUAGUUCACAAGGACAGAGGAGAUGGAGAGAGGCCAGUCAAUGCGAGGGUAAGUUUUGUUUCUGUAUUGCUGGUGGUGCAGGUGGCCCCUCUGAGGCGUGAAUCUACUCCCCAUGGGGACACCGUCCAUGACAUCACGAACGAGGACGCCGUCCACGGCACCGCCGAUGAGGAUGCAGCCCAGGGCUUCGCAAACAAGGACGCUGCCCAGGGCAUUGCUAACGAGGACGCCGCCCAGGGCAUCGCUAACGAGGAGGCCGUCCAUGGCAUCCCUAACGAUGACGCCGCCCAGGGCAUCACCAACUGGGAUGCUGUCCAGGACAUCGCUAAUGAAGAUGGAUUCCACGGCAUCGAUAACGAGGACGCCGUCCAGGGCAUCGCCAACGAGGACGCCGUUCAGGGCAUCGCCAACUGGGACGCCGUCCAGGGCAUCGCCAACUGGGACGCUAUCCACGGCUUCGCCAACAGGGUUGCUGUCCACGGCAUCGCUAACGAGGACGCCGUCCACGGCAUCGCUAAUGAGGACGCCCUCCAUGGCAUCGCUAAUGAGGACGCCAUCCAGGGCAUCGCCGACGAGGACGCCAUCCACGUCAUCACUGACUGGGACGCCAUCCAGGGAUCACUGACGAGGAUGCAGUCCAGCUCAUCGCUGAAGAGGACCCCGUCCGUGGCAUCAGGCAUUGCUAACGAGGACGCCGUCCAGGGCGUCGCUAACGACGAUGCCAUCCAAGGCGUCGCUAACGAAGAUGGAUUCCACAGCAUCGAUAACGAGGACGCCAUCCAGGGCAUCGCCAACUGGGACGCCGUCCACGGCUUCGCCGACAAGGUCACCUUCCACGGCAUCGCCGACGGGGACACCGCCCAGGGCAUCGGCAUCGCCAACGGGGUCGCUGCCCAGUGCAUCGCCGACUGGGAAGACGCCCAGGGCAUCGCCGACUGGUACGCCACCCAGGGCAUCGCCGACGGGGUCGCCGCCCCCGGCAUCGCCGACUGGGACGCUGCCCAGGGCAUCGCCGACAGGGGCAUCGCGGAUGGGGACGCCGCCCAGGUCAUCGCCGACUGGGACGCCAUCCACGUCUUCAACGACGGGGAUGCCGCCCAGGGCAUCGCCAAUGGGGACGCCACCAAGGGCAUGGGCAACGAGGUUGCCAUCCACGGCAUUGCUAACGAGGACGCCCUCCACGGCGUCACUAACGAGAAAAUCGAAUGUUAA
Molecule: messenger RNA, 1491 nt
Organism: Gorilla gorilla gorilla (western lowland gorilla)
Lineage: Eukaryota; Metazoa; Chordata; Mammalia; Primates; Hominidae
Exons: 15
Coding region: 1-1491 (496 amino acids)
Source: RefSeq, a predicted model, not a curated record